Messenger RNA from Stegostoma tigrinum, 1174 nucleotides. RefSeq names its product ataxin-2-like protein. Gene Ontology annotation, cellular component: cytoplasmic stress granule. Gene Ontology annotation, molecular function: RNA binding. The annotation marks the transcript as partial. The record is from RefSeq and is a predicted model, not a curated record. Gene Ontology annotation, biological process: cytoplasmic stress granule assembly. Lineage: Eukaryota; Metazoa; Chordata; Chondrichthyes; Orectolobiformes; Stegostomatidae. The transcript is spliced from 9 exons.
GGAGGCGCAUCCAUCCGGGCCGGGGCGGCGGGAGAGCUCUCGGUCCGACAGCGGGAGAGAGAGAGAAAAAUAAAAAUUAUCAAAAGAAGGAAUUGAAACGUUAAAACGCCAGAAGAGGAGAAUUUUAAAAAAAAAACACAGUCGAAAGGCCUGGUCGGGUCCGUGAGAUUUUAAUCAUCAAUAAGCCCCUGCGCCGGCGAGGGAUUUCGGCGACCGCAGCCUUUUUAUUUUGAGGAAGAAACCGCAUCCAUGAGGGGCCGGAAUAGCGUCAAAGGUUCCCCACAGUCUCCUGUGUUUGAGGGAAUCUAUAACAAUACCAGGAUGCUCCACUUUCUGACUGCCGUCGUGGGCUCCACGUGCGAUGUGCGUGUGAGAAAUGGGACUGUGUAUGAAGGAAUCUUUAAAACCUUAAGCUCCAAGUUUGAGCUGGCCGUGGACACAGUUCACCGGAAGACGAUGGAGACCGUGGCUGGCCCCAAGAGCGAGGACAUCAUUGACACCAUGAUCUUCAAACCUGCCGACGUAGUGGUGGUGCAAUUCAGGGACGUGGACCUCAACUACGCAACGAGGGAUAAGACCUCCGACACGGUGGUGAGCUCGAAGGUGAACGGGGAGCACCGGGAGAAGGUACUGCAACGUUGGGAAGGCGGUGACAGCAACAGUGACGAUUUCGAUCUGGAGUCUGAUGUGUCAAAUGGCUGGGACGCGAAUGAGAUGUUUCGUUUCAACGAGGAGACGUAUGGGGUCAAGACGACGUACGACAGCAGCCUCUCUUCUUACACGACCCCACUGGAGAAGGAUAAUUCGGUUGAGUUCCGUCAGCGAGAAGCUCGUGCAGCCCAGUUAGCGAAGGAGAUUGAAGCCAGCCCCCAGUACCGCGUGCGGAUAUCCAUGGAGAACGAUGAAGGCAGGACUGACGAGGAGAAGUUCAGCGCGGUCCAGAGACCUCCCUCCGACCGGGAUAGCCCCGGAUUCGGCUCCAGGGACAGUAAACACAUCCCCCUUCCCCAGCGUAGCCGGGAGGGGCCCAUGCGUGGUGGAGGUGGAGGAGGUUUGAGGUCAAACGUCCCAAGGGGGGGCCGAGUACCCUCUGGUUCCCUCCCUCCCCGUGGGGGGCUGCACCACCUAGACUCCAGUUCCAGCCCGUCUGCAGAACAGCGGGUCAUCAAUGGAG